Diaporthe amygdali is the source of this 3000-nucleotide messenger RNA. RefSeq lists its product as uncharacterized. The record is from RefSeq and is a predicted model, not a curated record. The transcript has 4 exons. Lineage: Eukaryota; Fungi; Ascomycota; Sordariomycetes; Diaporthales; Diaporthaceae. Bases 1 to 3000 code for a protein of 999 amino acids.
AUGCCAAAAUCAAUUAUGGCAUUACCUCCCGCCAUCCGAAUGAGGCGUUUGGGCUCAGGAUCCACAAAACCGCGCAACGUCGUCGAAGCCUCUCCAUGUGCAGAAGCAGUCUCAGAGCCCACAAGCGGGGAUGUUACUCCUGCUGUCGACGUUGCACAAGCCUCGCCGGCUACACCAUUGUCACUUCGAGAUGACUCGCCAGAACGGACAAGCGAAGACCCUCAACUGUCCCAUAAGCAGAUUAAAGGCUUCGCAGGACUCUUUCUAUUGUGCACUAUCGGCUUUGCCGUCUCGAGUGAGCUGGUUCAGUCUAAUGAAAAAAGGCUGUCCCGUUCCUAUUCGGAUAUCUUCGACCCUGGCUGCAUUGACAAACUUGGUGACUCUGGAUCUCCAGGCAUUGCGCAGGCUUUCAAUCUGGACCUCACCUUCGGCAACUUCACCUUCACCCAAGCGAAACUCAUCGAUGUGGCGUGGGAUACGACCGUUGGCCAAGGUGGCAGACUGCUCCAUGGCUGGAUCCUGUAUCGUUGUGUCAUGCGUCGCCUGCUGAUCUAUGCCAUGGAGCAUUAUCAUGUCACUUGCAGGUACUACCUUACUGUGUCUUGGUCGCGAGCAUCGUUCGAGUCGCUCUACGGAAACAUCGUCCCACUGGAUACGCGCGAUCUGGCCCUAUGCUGGGUGCUGGAUGGCAGCAGGUUCGACUCGCCGGACGACCACGUCGAAAUCGGCCCGGACUUCUCCACUCUAGACUCUUUAGCGAGAUGUUUUACUUACACCGACAAAACACCCUGCAUCAACGAGUCCUCUACUGGAGAUAUCAUGGGGACUAAUCUCCCUCCCCGGCGGCUACUUUACACGUCCGGCGGCUGGAAGGUCAAUACGGCGACAACUAUAUGGGACCAUUUCGGGCUGAUAAAUGGUUCAAAUAACGUGAAAAAUAGUUCUGAAAACUUCCAGAGCAUUCGAGCUUACGCCAUAACGAAGCAGCUCUUACAAAUCUCUCUUCAUCCCCAAGGAUGGCUUGUAAAUGGCUCUCAAGCGGCCCUACGACCUGAAGUCGUUGACCAGGGUGGCAUCAGACUCGAUUGGUGGAUCAACAGCAACAAAACUUGCACGUUCAGGGACUUUUCGGGCCUCAAUCCCUCCCUGGAUGCUGCCCAGGUCGUGUCGCCCCAGGCCACACCUAUUCCAGCGGACUCGCAGUUGGCGCUCGAAUUCGAAGUCCCCGAACAAAUGUCCUGGGCUCAUUUCUCUCUCGGCAACGUAUCGGGCGAGGCGCUACUUCCAGGACAGAUGCCGUACAACUCGACAAUAUGGCUGAACGGCAGCGCAAUUUCGCUAUCUGCUCCUUUUGUUGACAUCGGCCACAACUGUUCCGGCAGCAGCGGCUUCGCGAGCCUGGGUAAUUGCGUUUGCUAUAAGGGGCAGCCAAUUUCCCUUGAACUGCUGGGCGAGGGAAGGGCAAUAUGCAAUACUGCACAGGGCUAUGUCUGGGGAUUCUCAAGCUACCUGGUCCGAUUGGGGCUCGCUUUCGAGGCUACGUGGAUGGCUUGCUGCUUCACAUGCUACCUGUGGCUCUCACUGCGGAGCGGCCUGGUGAGGCAGAAGAUUAUGAGGAGUGCAGGGCCCGUGAAAUUUGCUCUGGAAUUUGCCGAGGCGCUGCGCGAGAUUGAGCAUGAUGCUCCUGAGCUAUCCGAGGACGGCUUGAUGGCGAGGCUAGAUGAGAUAGACGUUGGGUAUCGGCGACCAAAUACACUGGGGGAGCACCAACAGCUCCGUCAUCGUGUAGUCGCCAAGCGCGAAGAGCGCCCGAAAGACCUCAAGAACUGGAUUGAUGAGACCUGGAGGCGACGAAAACCCACGGAUGAGGAGGUGUACGAGGACCUGAACUGGCAAAUAUACCAACGCUGCCUGGUCCUCUCCACAAUGGCCAGCGGCGAUGCAGAGAAGGCGACUCCUUUCGGAGACCAAGAAACUUCGGCCCCAAGCGACACCUCAAUCUCGAAUCACGAGAGCUCCUCCAGCAGCGUAUCGGAGCAUUCUGAUGGUCUCUUUGGGCUUCCACCCGAGAUUCGCCUAAUUAUCUGGGAGCUGCUGCUUCCUGAUCGGAGAAUCUUGAGAGCACAAAUCAAAGGCACAAGUGAUCAGCAAACCCCCGAUGCACAGAAACCACGCCUUGAGUUCGACGACCACCCAAAGCAGCCAGUUCUGUCGCAGAUCUGCCAAGAAAGUCGAGCCUUCAUCCUGGAUCGGGGAAAUUUCAUCUUCAAAAACGUCAACGAUGGAGGUUUCUGGUGGAGCACAGAGCACGAUGUGUUCCUCGUGGACUGGCCAUGCCGCUUGAAUCUCUUAUCAGACGCUCUGGAUGGCCUAAACGGCCUCACCAUGGUCCGGAACAUUGCUGUUGAUAGUUUCCAGGCCGCACACCUACAUUUCCAAGCACAGUGCUUUGUUGCCCACGAAGAAAAGGCCAGCGACAAUGAGACUGACGAAGAGCACAUUGACGAAGAGGAGGACACUGACGAAGAGGAUGUCUUCGGAGAUAGGACUGAGCUUGCAUUCAGGCACCCAGCCCGGUGGCUGUUUUUCUGGCGCACAUUCAAUGUUUGGACUGCAGUUGAACACCCAAUCCCGCGGUUCUUCCCACAGAUUAGCAGGCUCACGAUUCACUUCACACAGCCUUCUCACGACCACUGCGACCGUGGCCGAUCGUGCGAUCUUCUGGAAUCUAAAUGCAGCGUGACGUUCGACAUCCCCUCCAAAGAUUCCAAUACGGUCGACCGUGUUAGAGACUUUAUUUCACUCUGGAGGGACGGGAAAGAGGAAUCGGAAUGCCACACCUACUGCAAGACCUGGAAUUGGAUAGUGGAUUUGGGUGAUCCCUUCCCCGGCUCAAUCGAGUUUUACAGGGACUCUUCGUUUCAAGACGAUGGAUACCAAAUCAAUUACCUCUGGGACUGUGAUUGGAACCAUCGCUCAAUGUCGCUACAUCCUCAGUAG